Messenger RNA from Lolium perenne, 2443 nucleotides. RefSeq lists its product as uncharacterized. Lineage: Eukaryota; Viridiplantae; Streptophyta; Magnoliopsida; Poales; Poaceae. The record is from RefSeq and is a predicted model, not a curated record.
AUCCUAGGGCACCUUGGCUGCAAAACAGAUCCGCCCCGGCGACGUGCGUUUCCUCCAGAUCCGCCCCGGCGACGCCCGUUUCCUCCCGAUCCGCCCCUGCUCUGGCCCCAGCUAUCCACGCCACCCUCUCUUCCUCGCUCCGCGCGCGGGGUCAGCUGGGAAAACUGCUUCAUCUGAAGGAUUAUGGAGCCACAAGCAGGAGCUGACGAGUCCAUUGCGAAGAAGGACAGCAAUUGGUGGAAGAAAUUUACUGCGACGGACGCUGUUUUAAAGAAGUGGCGAUUUGAAGAAAUUAUGAGAAAGGAGUAUGAAGCUGAGAACAAGCGCUUCAUGGAUGAGUAUAUGGAUGAGAAUAAGAAAACACAAGCAGGACCUAGUCGCCAGAUUAUGGAAGCAGGACCUAGUGAUGAGAUUAUGGUGCCACAAGCACCACCUAGUUGGGACAUUAUGGAGCCACAAGCUGAAGCUAGUGAUGAGAUUACGGAACCACGAGCUGAAGCAAGUGAAACAUUUGGUGACACAGACAGCCAUGCGAAAAUUUCAGCUUCACACUUGAGACUUGGUGUUGUCUCAAUUGCUUUGUACAAUGAAAAAGUGAUGGUAUAUGCAUGCUCGGGAGCAGCUGUACGCCACUGGCAUGACAAUAUACGAGAUCACCAUAGAAUAUUUGUGACCACAGCACGUUUGGCCCACAAAUUUAAUGAGAACAGAACCAGUGAUGAUAACUUGAGGAUUGAAUUGCGUACUCAAGAUAAUGCAACUCUCCAUGGGUUUUUGGGAUUAUAUGAUGAAAAUAUUGCUAUGGUCACCUCCUUUAGCCUCAAAUGUGUCUACACUAUGGAUACCUGUAAUCAUGUGGAUUUGCCCAAAGGCACACGCAAUAGUAAGCUAUUUGCAAUUGGCUAUGCAACCAAUGGCACUUUGAUGGGGGCAAAAUGUUCUCAUCCUGUUUUCAGUGCUACAGGCCUUGUGUCAGUCAAUUGUAAGAUAACAGAGAUUGGACUUGGAGGGCCAGUUAUAUACUUUGGCCGUGGUGGAUCUGGACACAUUGCUGGGCUUAUCACUGGAUAUUGUAAAGAAAAGACCACCUUCUUACCAACAAAGAUGCUUCAUGAAUGGUUGCAGCGUCUUCUUCUGCUAACCAGUAAAACAUCCCACUUCCAUGGAUAUUCUUUGCCUGAUGGUGUAAAGACAGUCAUCCCUUCAGGAUGUGUGGUAAGAUCUAAGAUUCUUCAAUCCUUGGGCUAUCCCCUGCCACCACCACUUGUGUUUGAGCUCAAUGGUAGAUUGGCUGGUAGGUUUGAAGAGUAUUUCGGUCAAUUUCAUUAUUGGGAUGGUUAUCCUUUUGAUUUCCCUUACCGUUAUGAGGGGGAGGAGCUUAUCUGGAAGCAAUUUGGAAAAGAUGUCCUUGAGAAAAUAUCCCAAAGUGUUUUCUCAAUUGCUUCAUUCCAUAUCCACGGAAAAAGAAAGAUUAGGUAUUUUGCUUGCACAGGCCUUCUUAUAAAAGGCCCAGACUGCACGUUCGUCCUUACUUCGGCCAGUUUGGUUAGGACUGGUGAUGAUGGCCAGAUUUAUGGGAACUUGAGCAUUGAGGUAUUUCUCCCACCAGAUCACCGUGCGGAGGGGACAUUGGAAUUCUAUCAUCUAAAUUACAAUAUUGCCAUUGUCCGUCUACAAUAUGAUCUUAGUACUCCUAUUUCUCCAGUACAUAUCUUCAGUGGCAGGGAGUCUAGAAAUACUCAGGUAGUAGCUAUAGGGCGUGCCCCUAAAGGAGCUCACGGAUUAUUGAUGGCCUCAAUGGGUGAAGUGAAGGGUAAAUACAAUGCUGUUACUCAGCGCAAAAACAAGCAUUUGGCUGCUCGACAGCAGAGUUUGGAUCUUGAUUGUGAAGACCUUCUUUUGUCCACUUGUCAAAUCAAGAAGGCUGGGAUUGGAGGCCCCCUUAUUUGUUUGGAUGGUUGUUUCGUUGGCAUGAAUUUUUAUGAUGAAAGUCAAACAACUCCUUUUCUACCACGGACGGAGAUUCUAAAAGUUUUGUCCAAAGCGGCUAAUCUGAUAGGAAGAAGUUCGACCAGUGGUCUUGUUGACAGGGCCCACACUGAAGGCCCUUUUGACUUGGAAUGCUUGGAGACUUCCAAGAUGCCAAGCCGUAUGACUCGGAAUAUGACUCGGAAGAGAAAGAGAAACCAGUGGCCUGUGUCCAAGCCAUAUUGGUGUCUUGUUGGUCAAGUUGGUGUUCUAGACCAGCUUCGUGGGAAAGUUCUCAUGUAGACGUCAAGCUGCCGCUGGAUUGGGAGAGUUCUAACCAGCGUCAUGGGAAAGUUCUAUAUGUACUAGACCAGCUUCAUGGGAAAGUUCUGUAUGUGCUAGACCAGUUUCAUGGGAAAGUUCUCAUGUAGACACCAAGCUUCAUGGGAAAGCUCUCAGAUUGUGCAUUGUUUCC